Frieseomelitta varia is the source of this 5595-nucleotide messenger RNA. RefSeq names its product microtubule-associated protein futsch-like. Lineage: Eukaryota; Metazoa; Arthropoda; Insecta; Hymenoptera; Apidae. The transcript is spliced from 11 exons. The record is from RefSeq and is a predicted model, not a curated record. The coding region runs from base 214 to 5550 and encodes 1778 amino acids.
GGAUGACGAUCACGUACGCGCACAAUCACGUUCGUUUGGAACUGAAGAACGUAAAUGUCAAAGACGCCGGACGGUAUACUUGCACGGCCAGUAACGAAGUCGGUACUGCUAGUAGCACUGCUGAUCUUGUUGUGAAAAGUAAAAACGAUAUUCCCGCCGGUGUUUGGAAGGAGACUGCAAGCUCAAGUGGUGAAACGCGGAGAUCGUGUUAAUAUGGAGGUAGAAAUCACAGGUACGCCAGAGCCUACGGUUACGUGGUUCAAGGACGAUGUUCCAAUCAAGGAACGUCCACCAGAGCUGAGGAUCAAGCAGCAGGGAAACUGUUACAUGCUACUCAUCGACAAAGCUGAGAAAGAGCACGCUGGAAAGUACAUGGUUCGGGCAACAAAUGCCGGUGGCGAAGCUCAAAGUAUAGCCGAUUUUGCUGUGUUCGAGCCAACGCCAGACACCAUGGUCGAGGUCCAUAAAACUGUCAUCUACGAGAACGUGCAAGACAAGAAAGUUGUUCAGUCCGACGAGAAGAAGAGCGAGCUUCCCUCGGUUAAGCAAUCGACAACCGAACGCGUGACAACGACGAAAAUUCAACCGGCCCCGCCGUUGAAAACAACCCCGAUAGUAUCGUCCACCACCAUGGCUGAGACAACCAGAACGGUAGAGAAGAUCGAGGAACCAGGAACCAAGAUGAGUCGCUCGGAAACGAUCUCGUCCACCGUCGAAUCUCACCAAAGUCAGUCCAAGUCCGAGCAGAAGUUCCACAUGAAGCUGGAGCACAAAACGCCUAGCGUCACGUUAGAGCCGAAGACAGGCGAGAAAACUCUGUUGAGGGAAACAGCGGGAGUAGAAAAAAUCAGCGAGCCGAAGGUAGUCGAGGAGAAAAUCGAGAACGAGAACGUCGAGACGUCGACGAUAGCGAAGAAAGACGCGUUGAGUUUCUUCGAGUCGAUGACGAGGGAAACGGAGGCGACGCCGAGAGGUCCGAAGGAGAUGAUCAAAUUGGUGGACGACGCGGACGGCCACGAGGUGAAGGUUGGAAAAUUAACGAAGAACUACGAAAGAUCGACCACGUUCCAAGAAGUGAAGAGACCGGAACAGAAGCCUCCCGAGCUGCAAGCAACGAAGAAGGCGGUUCACGAGAUAUUCACGAAGCUGGAACAAGGAAGCGCGGCCGGCCGCGGUGUGGACAACAAGCUGUUCGACUUCCCGUACGAGCCGUACAAACCACCGACAGAAACGAAGAAACCAGCAACGGAGGAGGCAAUCUCUUCGUCUCUUCACGUGUCGAAGAUUGAGAGCAAGAUGGAGAGUAAAACGGAGAGCAAGUCGGAAAUACUGAUGGAGGGUUUCAAAUUGGUGCCGGAGCCUCCGCCGGAGAUCGGCUACAUGCCGAAGCCCGACGAGUUAAAAAAAAAACGCCCCGACGUGUCGAUCAAGGCUAAGCAGCUGCAGGAGUCCUUCGACAAGACCCUCUCCCCCAUAGAAGCGCCCGUUGGCGGUGUGAAGAUUUUCCCCACGCCCUCACCGAAAGUUAGCGAACCUCCUCCAAGAGUUGCGCCGACCUUCUCCAUGCCACCCCCGCCCUUCGACCUCGAGAAGAAAGAGACGAUCGAGGAGCCGUGUGUCAAGAAGGACGUCCACGAGAGGAAGGACUACUCGUUCUCGUUCAGAGCUGCCUCGCCGACCAGGCCGCUGUCGUCCUCGUCCGAGUUUGAAACCAGGUCGCACGUGUCCACCGAUCUCUCGGAGUACAGGUGUCAGUCGGCCGCGUCGAGUCACCAGGAGAUCCUCAGAUCAGCCUCGCCCAGGCCUUCGGCAGACGCGCUGGCCAUGGAGAAGUCUUGGGCGAAGAAGUGUGCCGAUUCCACGAGAAAGUCCUGGCCUCCGCAGGAAUGGCAGACACCGGGGGAAGACUUCAGGAGCACGCAGAAGGAAAUUAGAAGGGAAGUGGAGGAGACCGAAGGUGGUGUUAAGAAGACUAGCGUUGAGUCUUCGAGCACCACCGAGAGACGUUCGUGGAGCUCGAAGCAGGAGUCGAUGGAAAAGGUGUCGAAGAGAGCACCGUCUCCGCCCAAGGCGCCGCCGAUUAUUUACAACGCCGAGACCAUCAAAGUGGACCACGUGGUGAACAAAAUUGAGGAGAAGUCUCUGUACGAGAAGUACACCAGCGAGCUCGACACGAAGAAGUCCGAGACGUCGGAGAGGAUCGAGGAGAAAUAUUCGAAGAAAUGGGCGGGAUCCGACGACCUGAAGGCCCCCAGUCUCGUGAGAAGCGUCGAGCCACCGAAGAGACCGGUCGUUCAAUUGUAUCACCUGACCCCAACCACGCCGACUGAUCAGAUUAUUCUGGAACCAGGACCUCCUCCGGAAAUUGGAUAUAUUCCAGCGCCAGUGAUGAAGGAGAAGAAACUCGAGAAGAUAGAGAAGACGUUCGAGGUAUCUUUGGAUCAUCAGCCAGCCAAGAUCCCCCCUGGAGGUAUCAGAACUAUCCCAACUGCAAAGAGGGAAGAACCUCCCGCGUUACCCCCCAAAGACGUCCGAGUCACUCCUCCGCCGAUUCCAGCCAAAACACAGACACCUGUAGAGCCACUCGAACCGUUCCCGUUCAAACCUUCUCCCCCAACGACGACAAAGACACCGCCGAAAGCACCACCUCCUCCGAUUCCGACGAAAUUCGUGAAAGUUGGCGCGAGUUUCACGCAGGAGAGCGAUUACGAGUCGGACGUGGACGGUUUAAUGAAGGCGAAGUGGAGGCCGUACGAGAGCGACACCGAGGAGCCACGUUAUCGAAGGGUUCAGCCACCGGUGCCUAAGCAGCCUGUUCGACCGAGAUCCACGGAGCCUGAACCGCUGCCCCCUUCAAAGUUCGAGGUCCCUCCGGCGACUGUCGGUCCGCCCAGGCCGACGAUCGCGAAGGAAGAACAGGAGAAAAUUUGCAAGAAAACGACGACGUUCAAGAGGCACGAGAAGGAGAUAAAGGAACAGCAGAAGCAUCAAACGGUUCAGCCUCCACCGCAGAUCGAGCUGAAGCCUGGCUCUCCUCCAAUCUACGUUCAACCAGCCGCGAAGAGUCCAACGCCGAGAAGUCCACCAGCCAGGAAGCCAGAGUCUCCUAAAUUCAAGGUGAAGACGUUCCAGCAGGAGAGCGGAUACAUGGCGGACACCGACGAGCCGUUCCAGCAGAGAAGUUCGGCUCAGUCGAUGCAGAAAAGCUUCGGAAAGCACGAGUCCUCGUCGUCGGUGACCUCUCACGCGGAGUCGCGCACCUCGUAUCAGGAGAGCCGAUCGGAAUACUUCGAGAGCAAGUGUUACGACAGUCGGCAGCAGCAACUGAAGAAAGAAUCGUUCGUCGCGUCGCCUGCUCCAUCGAAGCAGCCGGUUCAGCCAGCCAGCGUUCAGCAACGUAGCUCGUUCGUUGAAAAGAGCUACGCGUCUUCCGCGUCUUCCCCGUCGAGAUUCAGUUCCACGAAGGAAACAAUUUAUACCACAGAUCAGUCGCAGAAGAAGUUGGAGACAACGAAGAAGAUCCUGCCACCCUCUCCGAGUCCUUCUAAAUUCGUGAAGGGCGAAUUUCGUGAAAGCGACUACGAGAGCGACUACGACGGCAGAAUACCACCCCUUUGGAAACCGCGGGGCUACGAAAGCGACGACCAGACUUUCAGAUCCGUGAAGCUCGCUGGUCCAGGCAAACCGAAGGAGCCUCGGGCGCCGCUGGCCGAGGAGAUCUCGCCGAAGCAGCAGAGAAUCUCGGCGGCCACGCCGACCAAACAGAAGACCGUUCUCCUACCCGGCACUCCGCCAGAGAUCGCCUAUGCACCUCCUCAGCCGACCUACUACGAGGCUCGAUCCGGCGUUCCCUUCCACAACGCGAUCGGCACAGAAACGAAGAAAACAGUGAGGAUGGACGAGUCGACGGAGAACAGCAGAAGAAUCGUCACGGUGGAACAGACCAGCCGCGUGAUCAAAUUCGGCGAUCAGAAACCAUCCGCCGAUUUCAAGAGCUUCGAAACGUCGGCGACUGGAGCCCAACGACACAAGUCCACGUUCAAAGUGCCAACGCCUACAAAGUUCGUUCAGGGUUCAUUUCGUGAGUCGGAUUACGAGAGCGACAUCGACACGAGGAUCAAGCCGAAAUGGGCGCCGGCGGACAGUGACACGGAGGAGCCGAGGUACAGGAAGGUUCAACCACCUUCGGCCAAAGGACCGAGGUCGUCCAGCGCUCCGGUUAGACAGGAGCACGUGGUCUCGCCGCUGGAGUUCGACACUGGGCCACCUGUCGUCAAGAGGCAAACGUCGAUGACGCAGCUAAGGGAUGACAGUCGAACGAGGAAGAUCGACUCGCUGAGUGUUAAAGCGCAGAGGGAAGCUGGCUCGAGGACGCAAGAGGACGCGUUGAAGCCUGGAUCGCCACCGGAGUUCGGUUAUAUCUCGAGGAGCGACGUGAAGAAGGCAGCCAAUCACGUCGCGUCGCGUCACAUGACCGACAUGACCAGCAGCUUCAAAUCGAAAACCGAGAAAUUCGUCAGCGACAUCCAGUCGGAUCUGAAGCAGGGUAAGCCGAUCCUCAAACAUCCGGCCGACAGUCGAACCAGCGAUGGCGACGAGCCCAGAACUUACAGAGAAGAGACCCGACACUCGGAACAUGGAACGAAGCACAUCGAUCCAGACACCGGGCUGAUAUACUUCAAGUACGACUUCGGCUACGAGUUUGGGAUCGUGCUUCCCGGCGAAGGCAAGCGGACGGUCAGCAGUACGAACAGAACGAUCCAAGGUCAACGACGAGCCAGCGACAUCGAGGUGCCGAUCGUCCACGAGUUCACCACCAGAAAAGAGAACGGCUACGCGAAACGGAGCAGCUCCACGGCGUCUUCCACGCGGCCGGGCAAAUCCCCGGAGAAAUUCGCCACGUCGAAGACAGUGAAAUGGGAGCCAACGUCGGAGAGCGAGUUCUCCGAGUCGGAGGACGUGAGAAACGCGAGGAAAAGGCAGCAAGACGGGGGAAACGCAAUGGGGGCGCCGCCGAGUCUUGUCAUACCCUGUUCUUCACCAUCGCCGUCCAGAUGGGAUCACACGACGCCCAGUCCACUUUCCCUGAGCCCAAGCUUACCAAGUCUCUCCCCCAGAUACAGUAGUGCCACCGGACCACCCAGCAACGUCGACUCGGCAGGAUCACCGUGGCCAACCACUAAUGGAGUGGCCUCGAGCAAAGAAGUGAUUCAGCCUUACCUAGAUAUACUACCGAAAAAGGCACCGCUUUUCAUCACGCCACUGAAAGACAUCGCGGUGGUGAGCGGGCAGACGGCGAGAUUCGAGUGCAUCGUUCAGGCUGAACCACAACCGAACAUCCUCUGGUCCAAGGACGGCAGGAUCAUCGAGAAUUCAUCGUGCUACGAGAUCCAUUAUCGCAACGGCGUUUGUCGUCUGACCAUAGUGCGAGCAUUUCCUGAGGACGCUGGCACUUACGCGUGCACUGCAACGAAUAGCUUAGGCUCGACAGUAACUUCCGCCAUCUUGCAGGUGCCAGGUAACAGACGAUCAGUAUACGCGCCUAUUUAAUAAUGGUCGAGGAGGGAUUAAGCAAAAACAAAUUAAAACGCCAAA